GUGAAGACGUUAUUGCAGUCGUCACAGUUCAGUGUUCUUAAUCUGUGCGUCCAUGUACACAUAUAUGUCCUUUAUUACACUCUAUUAAAUAGAGUAAUACUAACUGUUUGUAUAUUAGUCUGAGCGCACUUUGAUGCUUCUCCAGCUAGCUUAGCUUGCUAGUUAGCUUAGCUUGUUAGCUGCUAACAAAGAGAGGCGGAAGUGAUGAAAACACAUCGCUAAGCAGAGAUCAAGUGUGAGUGUAAAGUGUUGUGAUUGUGUGAAAAUGUGCGAAAGAACCAUAGCAGAGUACGAGGAGGAACUUUGUCCAACAAAAGAGGAGAAGAAGCGACAACUUGAAAAACAUCAAGUUGUGUUACACAAUACAGACAUCCAUCAGCUGAUUGGACACCAAGAAGAAUGUCUCCCUCAUCUACAGGGGGACAGUUUCACUUUCGAGGAUCCACAGCCCUCACAUUUUAAAGGGGACAAGGAGGAUCCACAGCCCCCUUAUUUUAAAGAGGAUGUGGAGGGAGAGUGUCCUGUAGGGCAGGAGGAGGAUGAUGUCAGCAAGUUUCCACUGACUGUUGUCUCUGUGAAGACUGAAGAGCAUGAAGACAAAGCACCUGAGUCCUCACAGCUUCAUCACAAUCCAAACGUUCAACAGCCCCUUCACAUUAACGAGGAAGAGGAUGAUCCACAGCCCACCCACAUUAAAGAGGAAGAGGAGGGAGAGUGUGUUGUAGGGCAGGAGGAGGAUGAUGUCAGCAAGUUUCCACUGACUGUUGUCUCUGUGAAGACUGAAGAGCAUGAAGACAAAGCACCUGAGUCCUCACAGCUUCAUCACAGUCCAAGUAAGCACAUAUCAUUUUAUUCUCAGGGCAUUCAAUCCAUCACAACUGGACUGUUCACUUUGUCUUAGAAGACUCAUCCAAGUAGGCUUCAUCACUUCAUGCUCAUACACU
This is a messenger RNA of Nerophis lumbriciformis (worm pipefish), 944 nucleotides long. RefSeq lists its product as uncharacterized. Lineage: Eukaryota; Metazoa; Chordata; Actinopteri; Syngnathiformes; Syngnathidae. The record is from RefSeq and is a predicted model, not a curated record.